UAAUUUAUUCUCUUUUAGAUAGAAAAACAUGUCUGGUGCUCCGUACAGAAACCCUAUAGUGCCAAUUUUCAACAGAAGCAGAGCUCCACGAACUGCACUGUUUGCACAUCCACAAAAUGAUAAUUCCGUGACAAGUCACUAUCAACAAAACUUUGCUGGAACAAAUGGAAAUCAGCAUUCACAGUCAGGUAGGUAAAUCAUUAGUCUUGUAUCCAUACAUUCACGAGUAAACAACAUGGCAAGAAAGGAAAUUAAAUUAAAUUAUUCUAUCAAUUGUGUUUCUAGCAAUGCCUGCUAAGAAAGAUCAUCAAGAGAAAUCUCAUCUGCUAAAAGAAAUCAUCAAUUAGGAAUGUUUAAGUCUUAUCCAUUUUCAGCGAGAUGUGCACCAUACAACACUUCACAAGCGAGGGGCCUCCCAAAUGCACCACAGCAAUGUCAUAAAACACCUAUAGCAAGGCACGAACCACACAGGCAAAUGGUUGGCAAGGACAUGCCAUACACCAGCAAAGCAGGAGGAAAAAUGUAUCAGCACGUACUUUCUGGACCAAACCACCAGCAACAUAACCCAGCAGCAGCUACCUACAACUCAUUGAGCAGCACUGGACACAACAGAGUACAAUACGACAGUGCCCCUGCAAUGGUAACCAAUUCGAAACCUCCCAAAGGUUGGGAUGCACCUGUGAAAACGCACCUGGGUACAUCAGCAACCUUGGCUCCUCGACCAAGCAUACCUGCAGCCUACAAUGCUAGACCUAGUAAACCUACAACCUUUAAUGCUAGAUCAAGCACACCUGCAGCUUUCAAUGCUAGACCAGCCACACCCACAACUUUCAAUGCCAGACCAAGCACACCUGCAACUUUCAAUGCUAGACCAAGCACACCUGCAACUUUCAAUGCUAGACCAGCGCCACACCGCUACCAACCACACCUGCAACUUUCAAUGCUAGACCAGCACAUCUGCCCAACUUUCAAUGCUAGACCAAGCACACCUGCAACUUUCAAUGCUAGACCAAGCACAUCUGCAACUUUCAAUGCUAGACCAAGCACACCUGCAACUUUCAAUGCUAGACCAAGCACACCUGCAACUUUCAAUGCUAGACCAGGCACACCUGCAACCUCUACUCCCUCACAGACCUCAUCCUACAAGAUCACUGACUCUGGAAACAGGAUUACAUCACGUCAAAACGAAAAAGACUUGAGGGUACUGACUGCUACCAUAGAGGGAAUGCAACACUGGAGCAAGUACAACAAUAACUUCAUGAUCAUGUUCGAGGUUUUCGGUAAAUGCAUAGUUGACUCGGCUGUUGUAAGCAGGAAUCGGUGCUCUCAAACGUUUACCCUCAGAGACGACUCCGGACCGAUUCAGUGCGUGUUCUUUGAAAUAGUAACAUCGCUGGUGAAUGACACACCUCUCUCCCUCUCUCUCUCUCUCUCUCUCACCGUUAAGGAUCGUGUGUUCCCGCGUCUCAUCAGAGGUCAGUGGUAUCGCUGCGUGGGACAGUACGACGCGAGCAGGGAGACGCUGCAGUGCGUCUCCGUGCGAGCGGCGAGUGCCGAGGAGCGGCAGAGGGCGCCGGCGAGCGUCGAGAUGUGCGACACCGCCAUGAGGGCCGCCGUGUCGCUGCUGUGUGAGGCGUAGAUGAAGAGAGCGCCACCUACAUCAGAUGCAGAGCGCACUUCCCUAAGUGCUUAGAGUGCCACCUACCUUGGAUGCCAGAACGAUCAUCUACUGUGGGCUGAAUGCCUGCCGAAGCUAACCUGGCAUUCAAAGCAACUAUGUGAUGUAAAUACAAUCACAACAGGUUCGCUAGUAGUGGAACUAUGUGUGUGAGGUUACACACAAGAGUUACAAGAACAGGUGAGCAUUGAAGGAUCUUUUUCAUGUUCAUUCUCGCCAUUUUUACGCGAGGUAAAAUGCAGCAAUCUAGGUUGACCAAUGUAGCAGAUGCAGUAGCUCUCGGUUUGCUGUCACUAACCUGCAGUCUUGGAGUCACCGGCAAUGUAUAUACUGAGACUUGUCGUUAAUACGAGUAAAGUUGUUAUGUAGAUCAACAGUUUUGUGCAGCAGCAGUUUAAGUGAUUAUUACCACGAUUUAUAGUUAUAAAUACCACUUUAUGCAUAGUUUAAACGGGUUUGAAUUCUCACCAGAUUUUGUGAUGUAUAAAAGGUUAUUUUACUG
Priapulus caudatus is the source of this 2180-nucleotide messenger RNA. Its product is annotated as adhesive plaque matrix protein-like. The transcript has 7 exons. Gene Ontology annotation, biological process: homologous chromosome pairing at meiosis; gamete generation; meiotic DNA repair synthesis. NCBI's taxonomy places the organism in Eukaryota, Metazoa, Priapulida, Priapulimorpha, Priapulimorphida, Priapulidae. The coding region runs from base 350 to 1639 and encodes 429 amino acids. The record is from RefSeq and is a predicted model, not a curated record.